AUGGAGCAAUCGACUAGAGCCGCUAGACUUCUGCUCUUGAAUCUUUUUAUGCUUGGCGUUCAUGCUCACUCAGCAGUUCAUUCAUUCGCCAAUGCAUCUGCAUCUGAUCAUGAUUUUAGCUACAUGAAGAUUGUGAAGGAUGCCACUGAUCUACCGUUGGUAAAUAAUGACUACAUUGUAGUUGGUGGUGGAACAGCAGGUUGUCCAUUAGCAGCAACAUUAUCAGCAAACUACUCGGUGAUUGUCCUUGAAAGGGGUGGUGCUCCUACUGCACAUCCAAGUGUCUUGCAAGAAGAAGGGUUUCUGAGUACUCUCAUGCAGGAAGAUGAUGGAAAGACCACACCAGCUGAGAGGUUUACAUCAGAAGAUGGUGUUGCUAUUGUUAGAGGAAGGGUUUUAGGUGGAUCGAGCAUGAUCAAUGGCGGUUUCUUCUCCAAAGCAGACGAAGAAUUCUUUGAUAAAUACGGAAUUGAAUGGGACAUGGAUUUGGUUGAAAAGGCGUAUCACUGGGUUGAAAACACUGUUGUCUUUCAUCCAAAUUUUUCAUACACAAAUUGGCAAUCUGUUGUGAAAGAAGCAUUGUUGGAGGCUGGUGUUGGUCCGAACAACGGAUUCAGUUUGGAUCACAUCAAGGGAACUAAAGUUGGUGGUUCUACUUUUGAUAUACAUGGAAGGAGACACGGAGCUGUGGAGUUGCUUAACCAAGAACCUAAAGAACUUGGAGUGGGAAUUCAUGCCACAGUCGAGAAGAUCAUCUUCUCUUCCAAGAGAUCAAUUAUUUCGGCUCGAGGCGUAAAAUAUGCUGAUUCCAAUGGUAGGUCUCAUUGGGCGUAUGUGCGUGGUAAGGGAGAGGUUAUUCUGAGUGCAGGGGCAAUUGGGAGUCCUCAGCUUCUACUUCUUAGCGGUGUUGGCCCUCAGUCCUACCUAUCCUCUUUGAAAAUCCCAGUUGUUCACCCCCAACCUCACACUGGACAAUUCAUGUAUGACAAUCCUCGUAAUUCCAUUAGCAUUUUAUCCCCGUUUCCACUAGAGCCCUCAUUGAUAAAGAUUGCUGGUAUUACCGACAAUUACUACAUAGAGGCCUUCAGUGUUGGCACUCCAAUUUCUACAACACCCUUCAGUAUUUUUCCGGAUCCAACUAAACAUAUUGAGAUAAAUUCAAGUUGGGGACAGAUUUGUAUGAAAAUCGAGGGACCAUCUUAUGGUAAUCUUAAGCUUCAAUCAUCAUCUGAUGUGAGAGUCGGUCCAAAUGUCCGGUUCAACUACUUUGCAGAUCCAUUGGACCUUGCUCAUUGUGUUUCUGGCAUGAAAAAGAUUGGAGAGUUGUUAAACACCAAGGCACUGCAAGCAUUUAAGGUUGAAGCUUCGUCGAGCACAAAAGCUUACAAGUUUUAUGGUCCCACUUUACCCAUGAACCAGACAAACGAUGCAUCUUUCGGAGAAUUUUGCCGUGAUACAGUAUCAACAAUUUGGCAUUACCACGGCGGAUGCCUCGUCGGAAAGGUGGUUGAUAGCAGCCUGCGGGUCAUGGGAAUCGAUACGUCACGUGUUGUUGACGCAUCCACAUUCAAUUUCACACCGGGGACAAAUCCUCAGGCAACCCUUAUGAUGCUGGGCCGGUACAUUGGUAUUAAGAUGUUGCAACUAGGAUGUUCAUAA
Fragaria vesca subsp. vesca is the source of this 1659-nucleotide messenger RNA. Its product is annotated as (R)-mandelonitrile lyase 2-like. The record is from RefSeq and is a predicted model, not a curated record. Gene Ontology annotation, molecular function: oxidoreductase activity, acting on CH-OH group of donors; flavin adenine dinucleotide binding. Lineage: Eukaryota; Viridiplantae; Streptophyta; Magnoliopsida; Rosales; Rosaceae.